Messenger RNA from Thamnophis sirtalis, 1196 nucleotides. The record is from RefSeq and is a predicted model, not a curated record. Lineage: Eukaryota; Metazoa; Chordata; Lepidosauria; Squamata; Natricidae.
AUCCGCAAUUGCUGCCGGACUUCAUGGCUACAACGGUGUCCUUGUAGGGAUGUUGAUGGCUGUUUUCUCAGACAAGGGGGAAUAUUACUGGUGGCUCCUACUUCCUGUUGUUCUCAUGUCCAUGACCUGCCCCAUCUUUACCAGCGCUUUAGCUUCGCUCUUCAGCAAAUGGGACCUUCCGGUUUUCACGCUGCCUUUCAACUUGGCUCUGAGUCUGUUUCUCGGGGCCACCGGCCAUUAUAAUUCUUUCUUCCCUACCACGCUGAUUGAACCAACCGCCUCUUUGCCCAACAACUCUUGGUCCGGCGCUCAAGUGUCUAUGCUUCUGAGGUCUAUUCCAGUAGGAAUUGGGCAGGUCUACGGUUGCGAUAACCCUUGGACUGGUGGCGUCAUCAUGCUGGCUGUGUUCAUUUCAUCCCCUCUCAUCUUCAGUCACGCGGUGCUUGGCUCAGCAGCUGGGAUACCUGCAGCCCUGAGUCUGGCCUCCCCUUUGAACAAAAUUUAUGCUGGCUUGUGGAAUUACAACAGCUGCCUCUCUUGCAUUGCCAUUGGAGGGAUGUUCUACGCCCUCACCUGGGAGACAUUUGUGUUGGCAAUAGCGUGCGUUUGGGCUGCCAGUAGGCACCUGGCCCUUCUGCUUAUCUUCGCUCACUUUCCUGCUCUUAAGCACCACCAACGAGGCCAUCUUCAAGCUGCCUCUCUCCAAAGUCACCUAUCCAGAAGCCAACCGGGCGUACUAUGUGGAGAGAAAGAAACAGUGUUCUGAAGAAUCCGUUUGCGACAAAGUGUAAGCGAGCAAACAGAAGAAUCGGUCUUCCAACUUACAGAGUCUUCCCACGGAAGAGCAGAAGAAAAACCCCUAGUUUUCAGUGGACCGUUUGUUUUUCUCGAUUGUAGAUGCCUCCACUUGGAUCAGUCAAGUUCAACGUUCAAGGUUCAGGAGUGAAUGUAUUCAUCUGGGAAGGAACGUAAUAUAAGUGGGACAAUUCAGUUUAAACCAGGGGUGUCCAAACGUAGCAACUUUAAAACUUGUGGACCUCAAUUCCCAGAAUUUUUCAGCCUUGUUGUUUUUUAAAAAGUCAUAAAAUCAGACAUGACUCACUGAAGAGCUGAUGUGGCCCAGUGGUUGGAGUGCAGUACUGCAGGCUACUUCUGCUUACUGCCGGCUGACUGCAGUUCGGUAGUUCAAAUCUCAC